AUGCCGCUAUUGGCGAAGGCCGCUGCUUUGGCGGUGCUGUUACUGACAAGCAACAUACUAGCAAGCCCCAGCCCUGUCGAGGCGAGAGAUGCCUUACCCACUGUCGAUCUAGGAUACAACAUUCAGCGUGCGACGCUCUACAACGAGACGGGACAGUACUACAACUUCUCCAACAUCCGCUAUGCCCAGUCGCCGACUGGCGACCUACGAUUCCGAGCACCCAAGUUACCGCUGAAAGAUCGAUCACAAGUAUUCACCGGGGAGACGAACCGCAUCUGCCCGCAGGCAGAUCCAGCGUGGCUCGCAACAGCAGAGCUAUUUAUCCCGCGUUACUAUCAAGGCGAGACCUCUUUCACCCCAGCCGAUUUUAAUACGAGUGCGGCCACCAGCGCCUUGCCUGCGCAAGAUCCAGCUACUACAGAGGACUGCCUGUUCCUCGAUGUGCAUGUCCCGAAGGGUAUAUAUGAUCAGCGUGACAAGAAGAAGAGCCCAGUCUUGGUGCAGAUCUAUGGAGGUGGAUAUACGGCAGGAGACAAGAGGAGCGUCGGCAACCCAGCUGGCUUGCUGCAGCGUAGUCAGAACAACAAUAACACCGGCUUGAUUUACGUCUCGCUGAACUAUCGACUUGGCGCAUUUGGGUGGCUCGCAGGUCCCACGUUUCAAUCGGACGGAACCGCAAACGCUGGUCUCUAUGACCAAAGGAUGGCCCUGGAGUGGGUGAGGGACAAUAUCGCCAAAUUUGGGGGUGAUCCAGGAAGAAUCACGGUAUUCGGAGAGAGUGCUGGAGGAGGCUCUGUGAUGCACCAGAUCACUGCUUUUGGAGGUGCACCUGCUCCGUUUCAGCAAGCGAUUCCACAGUCUCCUGGAUUUGCGCCGAUGGCAUCGACGGCACAGCAAGAACAGGUAUUCAAUGCUUAUCUCGCCCUGCUCAACGUUACUUCAAUCAAGCAGGCUAGGAAAUUACCUUAUCAGGCCCUUCAGACGGCGAACAUCAAACAGGUCGGCCUACAGUCCGCGUAUGGCUUGUUCACGUACGGUCAGUAGUGCAUAGCGGCCAUCUUUAGAUUUCAAGACUCGUACUUACCACUCCUCUUCACUGUGCAGGUCCAGUGGUCGAUGGGAUAUUCGCUCCGUCACUGCCCGGGCAACUCCUUGGUCGAGGCCAGUUUGCGAAGAACGUGAAGCUGAUGGUUGGACACAAUGCCAACGAGGUCCCUAUCCCUUGAUACCUCUUAGUUUAGAGCCUCGCUGAUCAAUCCUAGGGAUUGCUAUUCACAUCGCCUUUUGUUCAGAACUCCACUGACUUCGAAAACCAAAUCUUGAGUGUGGUACCGAGUAUCGCCGCGUUUCCGGCCACAGUUCAAUACAUCGCCAACACACUGUACCCACCUGUUUUCGAUGGAAGUCAGGCAGAAGCCUACACCAACCCAAUCGCACGAACCGCCGCGGCGGUCGCAGAAGCUACAUUCGUCUGUAACGCAUUUUAUCUGGAUAAAGCUUUCCACAACCAGACCUACUCCUACCUCUUUGCCGUCCCUCCGGCUGUCCACGGCGAAGACGUGGCCUACACGUUCUUCAAUGGACCGAAUUCAGCAGUCACGGCUCCUUCGGUUGCUCUUGCGCUGCAGGAGUACAUCACACAUUUCGCGGAAUUUGGGUAUCCUUCUGAGAAGGGCGUACCUUUCUUCCCGUUGUAUGGGGGAAAUGCGAGUGUUCAGGUUUUGAACGUCAGUAGUAUUCGGCAGGCAAGGGACGAUGCAGCGAAUGAGAGGUGUAAUUGGUGGCAGAAGGCUUUGUACUAUUGA
Messenger RNA from Lecanosticta acicola, 1805 nucleotides. The record is from the annotation of a GenBank genome assembly. Lineage: Eukaryota; Fungi; Ascomycota; Dothideomycetes; Mycosphaerellales; Mycosphaerellaceae.